Molecule: messenger RNA, 773 nt
Organism: Bactrocera tryoni
Lineage: Eukaryota; Metazoa; Arthropoda; Insecta; Diptera; Tephritidae
Product: tRNA (guanine-N(7)-)-methyltransferase
Exons: 3
Coding region: 1-708 (235 amino acids)
Biological process (GO): tRNA methylation; RNA (guanine-N7)-methylation
Cellular component (GO): tRNA methyltransferase complex
Molecular function (GO): tRNA (guanine(46)-N7)-methyltransferase activity
Source: RefSeq, a predicted model, not a curated record
AUGGUUCAGGAAACAGGCAGUAUAUCACUGCCACAAAAGCGAUAUUACCGUCAAAGGGCGCACUCAAAUCCAAUUGCUGAUCAUUGCUUCGACUACCCGGCACACCCGGAUGAUGUCGAUUGGCAGGAGAUGUAUCCAAAUAUAACAUCUGACCAAUGUGUCGAAUUCGCAGAUAUUGGGUGCGGGUAUGGCGGCUUUCUUGUUACUCUUGGGGAAAUGUUUCCCGACCGGUUUGCAAUCGGGCUAGAAAUUCGUGUGAAGGUUUCAGAUUAUGUCAUGGAUCGUAUAAAAGCGCUACGUACUUUGCAUCCAGGGAAAUAUAACAAUAUUGCUUGCUUACGCACAAAUGCCAUGAAGUAUCUACCAAAUUAUUUCCGCAAGGCACAAUUAGAUAAAAUGUUUUUCCUUUACCCUGACCCACAUUUUAAGCGCGCCAAGCAUAAGUGGCGUAUAAUAAAUCAAGCUCUUCUCUCAGAAUACGCGUAUGUAUUACGAAAAGGUGGACUUGUUUAUACAAUGACUGAUGUAGAAGAUCUUCAUAAAUGGAUAGUACUCCAUAUGGAGCAACAUCCUCUAUACGAGAGAUUACCAAAUGAUGAAGAGAAAGCCGAUCCAAUUACACCGAAACUUUAUCAGAGCAGCGAAGAGGGCGCAAAGGUUGUACGAAACAAGGGUGACCAUUUCUUGGCAAUAUUCAGACGAAUUUAAUAUAGCUAAACAUAAGUUAAGUCUCGUUUAUAUAAUUUAACACAAAUAAAUAAAUUAGAUUUACA